Molecule: messenger RNA, 3725 nt
Organism: Hemiscyllium ocellatum (epaulette shark)
Lineage: Eukaryota; Metazoa; Chordata; Chondrichthyes; Orectolobiformes; Hemiscylliidae
Gene: triap1
Product: TP53 regulated inhibitor of apoptosis 1
Exons: 2
Coding region: 42-281 (79 amino acids)
Source: RefSeq, a predicted model, not a curated record
GCAGAGUGCGGCGGCGCGGGGCCUGCGGCCUCUCUCUCGAUAUGAACAGCGUGGGCUCCGAGUGUGUGGAGCUGAAGCGGGGCUAUGACCUGUGCUUCAACCGGUGGUUCGCCGAGAAGUUCCUGAAGGGAGACAGGAGCCCGGAUCCGUGCAGUGAGCUCUUCAAACAGUACCAGCAAUGUGUGAAGAAAGCCAUCAAGGAAAAAGAAAUUCCGAUUGAAGGACUGGAAUUCAUGGGACCCAAGCGGGAAAACCCUUACGGAAGCAGUAGCUCAUCAUGAUGUAACAAUAGCAAUGGAUUCUUCCCUCCUAGAUUUCUUUUUCUCGUCAGGUCCAUGUGACUGCAGUAAUGCCCUCCCUGCAGGAAAGUGUCAGUGAUAUGUAGACAUUAGCUGCUGUGAACAGGAUUUGAUAGAAUAAUAUUGGAUUCUUUAGUUAUUGUCGAAACAAAAUUUACAAAUGACAGCAGCCAUCACAAUUUACAAUAGAGAUCAUGUCAUGCAAUAUAAAGAAAUUGAAUGAAUUUUGUAUUUCCCUUUUUAAAGUUUUCUAACAUGUUUGCAAAUUGCAUCUUUGAUGUAAAUGUAGGGAUGACAACCAAAUGUGAAUAUGCUGCUUUGACUGCAAAAAAAAAUCAAUGUUCGCUUCAUGCAACUGAAUGCAUUACAUAUAUAUUAUACAAAGUAACAUUUUAUACCAAAGUUAUAAUAUAUUCUCUUAAACUUUCUUUUUAGUAUUUUUUAAAAUUAUUUUCAUUUAAGUUCACUUAACUGAUGACACAAACCUAUGUUGUGGUCCAGUUACCUAUUUUGAUUUUAUAUGCAUGCAUAUACUGUAAAGUGCCUCCUCAAAAGAUGACCAGUUUGUAUUGAGCUUUAUUGGAUCACAGCAAUAAUCAGCAGCAGUCAGGCUUGUAGGCUGAAUCCAGCUGUUCUACAAAGUAAUCACCUUACUGGUAAUUAGUCUUUCUAAUGUACAGCAGACCCAUAUUGUGAGCAGCAAUUUCAGUAUACUAUAUUGAAAGAAGUUCAAAUACAUUUUCUUUUUCACCUGAAAGGGACUUCUGGGCAGAGAAGGGAGGAGAUGAAAGGCCGGUGUGGCAUCUUUUGUAUUUGCAUGGCAAGCUGCAGUGACGGGUGGAGGGUGUGUUCAGGAGUGGACCAGGAUGAUGGGAUGGAAACUCUCUUUUGGAAUGCUGGCAGGGAAAGAUAUUUGGUGAUUGUUCUCUGGUGUGAGGCUAUCUUGAGAAUGAGCAUUUGUAGAUGGGAUGACAGUUAGGGCAAGGGGAACUUUAUUAUUGUUCUGGGAGGAAGUUUCCAGGUUUCUACUUUUGUCUGUUGUGAUUUAGUUUCUGUUUUGGAACCACAGUAGGAGCACUUAAGUGGAUGAAGUUGAAUAUUGGAAAUACAUUGUGGUGGUUAUGAGGAAAGCAUUAAAUGCAGCAGUUAUUGAAAAGUACACUGAGUAAGCUGCCUCACAGUGCCUGUAGACCUGGGUUCAAUUCCCGACUCAGGCGACUGACUGUGUGGAGUUUGCACGUUCUCCCCGUGUCUGCGUGGGUUUCCUCCGGGUGCUCCGGUUUCCUCCCACAGUCACAAAGAUGUGCGGGUCAGGUGAAUUGGCCAAGCUAAAUUGCCCGUAGUGUUAGGUAAGGGGUAAAUGUAGGGGUAUGGGUGGGUGGUGGGUCGGUGUGGACUUGUUGGGCCGAAGGGCCUGUUUCCACACUGUAAGUCUAAUCUAAACUGCUGCCAAUAUGCACUCCAGUAAAAAGGGGUGAAACUACCAGAAAAGCAAGCAAAAAAAGCUGAUUUUUCUCCUAUAGUUUGGGAAUUGUAUAAUUGCUACGUGCAACCUUGCAGUGAACAAGGGACUGUGGUAAUUUAUUUGUCCAGUGGAAGACUUGUAGGCUAUCAUUUUAAUUUGGUUAUAUGUUGUUCAGACUGAAGAACCAUCGACAAGAGACCAGGCUGGUUAAAGAGGUGGGAAGGACAGGUCAGAACAGGAGUUUUGUUUCCUUGAUGCUUGGAAGGGCUUGCAGUACUCCAGGUGUUGUACAACCAGGACUUUGUAUAGUUGAAGCACCCCAUCCCCUUGUCUGUUAGUCCAUUAGAUAUAUAAGACCACCAUUCCAUGGAAGUUUGGAUUAUUUUCUGCAUACGUUCAUAGCUUUUUAAUGAUUUAUGUAACUACAGUCACAAUUUUCUUUGGACCUCAACACAAACAUAAAAUACUGUAGAUACUGAACAUCUGAAAUAAAAAACAAACUUGGUAGCAAUGCUGUGGAGGUCAGACUAGAGUUUUCUCUAGGGAGAACCACAAUUGAAGUUUCAGGUCAACGAUGACCCUUCAGAACUCUUUGGAUCGCCAGUGUUUCUCACUGUUCAUCACUGAGAAAAUAUGGCACCCUUUAUUAUUUGGAAAUCCAAUUUUGACCUCCUUUACCCCAGUUUUAUCUGUGCAUUUAAUCUCUCGCUGUCUCUUUCUGGUCCUGUGUAGAUGGGGUAUGGGGGUGGGGAAAUGUCAGGUGUACAGAGUGAGGUCACAUUCAGCAUCUUGCUCAUUGGCAUACCAGGCUUAAGGAACCACGUGAUCUACUGUCAUUCCUAUCUGCACUGCUCACAGUGCUGCCACUCUUGCUGUCAUUGACAAAUCUGGCCAUAUAGCUUUCUAUCAAAUCAUCUGAGUCAUCAACAAGUACGGGGAGUAGUUGAGGCCCCAACACAUGCACUUGUGGGACACCGUUGGUCAUUGGCAGGAAAAUUUUAUGUUGUGAUGAAACUUCCUCUGGGCUCAAGUGGAAGCGGUGUUGCUACAUAUCACCAUUUGGUACCAUCAGUUUUACAUGGUGUGUAGUUGUUCUAUAAAUACUGGGGUUGUGGGCAGUGCUGGUAACUUGUCAUCUUAAUUGGUGAUGGGUUUUAAAAACACACACAUUCUAGAGUUGUUGGCUGACAUAGGUUGGGACAGCAACGUUCCUGCCAGAAUUGAUGUUGGGAAAAUUGUGACCUGUGUCGUAUUGGAACUGGGUGGGUGAGCGAAGCCAAACUGUCUGUUUAGCUGUGAUCUCCUUGUGGCUGAAUAGCCCAGUAACUGGAGAUUAAUUGAGAAUAGCACUUGGGUAAGAUACCAGCUGGUGUUUCAGGUAUGUGAAGCUUGCUGUGAGUCUAAUCCUUCCGAGCGUGACCAGUUGAGCAAAAAAUGGUACAAUACUCUGAGAGAGGGGUAAAUGUAACUGCCACAAUUCUCUUGUAAGUGUUCUGUACAAUCAAGUAUUUAUGGUUUUAUCAGUACAUGUUAGUACUCAACAUGUUUUAGUAUCUAGCCAGUCAUUUACAAUUCAUAACCAAUCAUAUUUUACCUGCUGGAUACUGGAUCAAGGAGCAUACUUCGUCAAUUUCUUGUACAAUUUCUUCAAUCAGUGGGGAGGUAAUGGCUUAGUGCACUGUUACUCCGAAGGUGAGAGUAUGUUGCUGGAAAAGCACAGCAGAUCAGGCAGCAUCCGAGGAGCAAGAGAAUUGACGUUUCAGGUCGGAGCCCUUCAUCAGGAAUUCCCGAAAUGUGGAUUUUUUUUUUUCCCUGCUCUUCAGAUGCUGCCUGACCUGUGCUUUCCCAGUAACACUCCCAACUCUGAUCUCCAGCAUCUGCAGUCUUCACUUCCUCCCUGUUAUUCUGAAUGCUCCCACAGCAUAUUUUAUUUUUAACUCAAUAAAAGAAAAAAACUGGAA